This is a messenger RNA of Ctenocephalides felis (cat flea), 2646 nucleotides long. RefSeq lists its product as uncharacterized. Bases 1 to 2646 code for a protein of 881 amino acids. NCBI's taxonomy places the organism in Eukaryota, Metazoa, Arthropoda, Insecta, Siphonaptera, Pulicidae. The record is from RefSeq and is a predicted model, not a curated record. The transcript has 2 exons. Gene Ontology annotation, molecular function: nucleic acid binding.
AUGUAUCGGCAAAUAUUAAUUAAUGAGGACGACAGGGAUUGGCAAUUGAUUGUUUGGCGGGCCAAUCCAACAGAUGAUUUGAAAACUUAUAAAUUAAAUACGGUCACAUAUGGCACAGCAUCUGCGCCGUUUUUAGCUAUACGUUGCCUUAAAGAAUUGGCAAAAGAAAAUGAAACACGUUUGCCUUCCGCUUGUAAAAUAAUUGACAAAGAUUUUUAUGUAGAUGACCUGAUGACAGGGGCGGAAACUAUUAAUGAUUUAAUAAAAAUAAAAAAUGAAGUAUAUGACAUUUUAAAAAGCGGUGGAUUUGAGUUACGAAAAUGGCUAUCAAAUAUAGAUAUUAACGAAUAUGAAAAACGCGAAUAUAAGCUAAAUUAUGAAGAAAUUAAUACGCUAGAACUAAUGCAAUCAGAAGUAAAUAAAAGUCUUGGAAUAAUGUGGAAUUACAAAUUAGAUACAAUUAGUUACAUCAAUAAACAUUUCAUUAAGAAUAACAAUAUUCCAACAAAGCGAACUGUUUUAUCACACGUUAGUCAAAUUUUUGAUCCCCUAGGAUUAGUAGGUCCAAUUACUAUAGUGGGAAAAAUGAUUAUGCAACAACUAUGGAAAUUGGGUAUAGGGUGGGACGAACAACUUCCCGAAAAUUUAGUUAAGGAGUGGUCUAAUUUUUAUGACGGUUUACAAUUAUUAAAACAUAUCUCAAUUGAACGAUGUACGCGACAAGCAAAUUAUGAUAGUAGAUUAGAAUUGCAUGGGUUUUCAGAUGCUUCCGAAAAAGCAUAUGGCGCCUGUAUUUACGUUAGGACGAUUUCAAAAGACUCAAUAUGCGUACGGUUACUUUGUGCAAAGUCAAAGGUUGCUCCAGUAAAGCAAAUAUCCUUACCAAAGUUAGAACUAUCCGCGGCAAAUCUUCUAGCCAAUUUAAUGACAAAAGUAAAAGAAUCCCUUAGCAUUCAUAUUGAUGAUAUUUAUUUGUGGUCCGAUUCAACGAUUACACUCUGCUGGAUUCGAGCUCAUCCAUCAAAAUGGAAAACCUUUGUAGCAAAUAGAGUAAGUAAUAUUCAGUCAUUAACUAAAAUAGCACAUUGGAAACAUGUCAAAUCUGCAGAUAAUCCAAGCGACUUAAUAUCACGCGGAGUUCAUAUAUCAACUUUAAUCAAUUGUAAGCUAUGGUGGGAAGGACCUUUAUGGCUUUCUCAAAAUAUUACAACUUUGAAUUCUGUAGAUAAUUUAAAUUUUGAUGACAAAAACAUACCAGAAACAAGAGCAAUUAAUUUAUUAGUCACCAAUGUAGAAUUUGAUUUAUUUUCUCGGUUUUCGUCAUUGCGAAAAUUACAAUCAAUAAUGGCAUAUGUAAAUAGAUUUAUUACGAAUUGUAGACUUAAAAAGGAUAAGUAUAAACGGAAGUUUGGACCACUUACAACACAAGAAUUAGAUCAAGCUUUUAAAGUAUUGAUAGUAAUUGCACAAAAACAAUCUUUCCAAUUAGAUUAUAAGAAUCUUGUCAAUUCUAAAUCGCUCAGUAAAGAGAGCAGAAUUUUAUGUUUAAAUCCUUUUAUGGAUAAUUCGAAAAUUAUGCGAGUAAGCGGUCGAUUAAAAAACACAAAUUAUUCAUUUGAUAAAAUUCAUCCUAUAAUAUUAUGCCCAAAACAUAAAUUAACUACGUUAAUAUUGCAUCAAGAGCAUCACCGAUUACUUCACUGUGGUGCUCAACAACUUCUCGCAAGUAUUAGAGAACGAUUUUGGCCAAUUUCUGGACGUAACGCUUGUAAAGAAAUUAUUCGGAAAUGCGUUACUUGUUUCAAAGCAAAACCAUCGUCAAAUGAUUAUUUAAUGGGAAAUUUGCCUAGUAGUAGAGUUAAUCAAGAUUUUCCAUUUAACAAUGUCGGCCUUGAUUAUGCUGGACCGUUUAUUAUCAAAGAUCGAAUAACACGCGGUGCCAAAUUUAUUAAGGUUUAUAUUUGUAUUUUUAUAUGCAUGUGCACCAAGGCUAUUCAUUUGGAUCUGGUCUGCGAUUUAUCGACAGAAUCCUUUUUACAAACAUUAAAACGAUUCAGUGCUAGAAGAGGUCUUCCUAGUAAUAUAUUUUCGGACAAUGCAACAACAUUCGUUGGAGCAAACAAUCAUUUAAAAGAUUUAUAUAAAUUUUUAUUGGAAUCUAACGAAGAGAUUAGAAGCAAAUUAAUAAGUCAAAAUAUUAGCUGGCAUUUUAUACCAGCAAGAUCUCCUCAUUUCGGCGGACUGUGGGAAGCUGGAGUAAAAACACAUUUCCUGAUCGGCAGAUCAUUAACAUCACUUCCAGAAAAUUCACUUUCCCACAUCCCAGAAAACAGACUAACAAAACUCCAGCAUCUUGAAAAGCUAAGGCAGCAUUUUUGGACAAGAUGGCACAAGGAAUAUCUAGGAGAAUUACAAUCACGGACCAAAUGGAGAAGACCAAUGGAACAAGAUAAUCUUAUAGGCAAACUGGUGCUUAUAAAAGAUGACAAUCUACCACCAUUAAAAUGGCGUCUUGGACGGAUCACAGAUAUACACCCAGGCAAUGAUGGUGUCGUACGGGUUGUUACACUGAAGGGCCCCAAUGGAGAACUAAAAAGGGCACUAAACAAAGUGUGCAUUCUACCAAUCAAUAAUGAAAUAUCUUAA